Colletotrichum tamarilloi is the source of this 834-nucleotide messenger RNA. RefSeq lists its product as uncharacterized. The coding region runs from base 1 to 834 and encodes 277 amino acids. The record is from RefSeq and is a predicted model, not a curated record. The transcript is spliced from 5 exons. Lineage: Eukaryota; Fungi; Ascomycota; Sordariomycetes; Glomerellales; Glomerellaceae. Gene Ontology annotation, biological process: mycotoxin biosynthetic process.
AUGGUUUUCAACAAUACCAAGACAGAAUAUUCGGAGGUGCACCAGAGCGAAGAGGGAUCCGAAGGCGAAGGAAGCUCAAGAAUGCUGCCCCAGCCUGACCGCUUCACGCACUCUGCUUAUCGCAUGCUGAUGGUAUCGACCUUCUUGUGCUGCAUUGUUUCUGUUGCUAUUGGCUUCUUCUUGGGUACCUACGGCUUCAGUUUGGGUUCAAGGCAGACCUCAUGUGCCACUGAGCCGAAGAAAGUCGAUUCUGUUACCGGGCUUGGCAUGGCCACUAUUGAUGAGGCACCUUUCAUCACCGACGUGCCACUUGUCCGAAAGAAGUUUGAGCACGACUCUUCGUACAACUUCACAGCCCCGGGAGCGAACCAGAGAUGGCUCGAUCUGAUCUCAUUUGGCAAGCCUUUCGUUGCGCUGAAUGACCCGUCCAAAUAUGGCCUCCCGGACUACUUCCACAAAGACGCUCUCCAACCCGAAGGUCUACAACCUGUGGCCUGGAAUGUUUUCCAUCAGCUACAUUGCUUGGUUUGCUUCCGCACCACUUACAUGAAGCUGGCUUUGGACUUGGACGGCGGCUACGAUGUCUGCACUCGCCAACAUAUUGAGCAUUGCCUCGAAAGUCUUCGUCAGGCCACCAUGUGUGCUGGAAAUAUGAACAUGGAACGAUUUGAAUUCAUUCACUACCCAGGUCAUGAUGACUUUGUACCAAAGUUGGUCGGUCAGCACGAAAUGCAUACGUGCCGUGACUGGGACGCCAUCAAGGGUGUCAUCAAGAAGGUCAGGUCUGAGAACAUUCCUGUCGACAAGUAUGGCAAACGUGUGCCACAACCGUAA